GAGUAUACAUAAUCAGCAAAAGCUGGAAAUAAAAGAUAGGCCGGUACGUUGGUCGAACGUUGGAGCUGCAAGACUUCCGGUAGAAAAGGAACUUGAGGAAUGGAACAGACAUUCAUCUACCCUGCAAUAAACCCAACCGAUCGUGAUUCCAUUGAAAAAAAAAAGCUACAUGAAUGCAAAGGUCUGGUCAUUGACAUUGCCAAUCAUUCCAGUAAAAAAAAAAGAAGACUUGAAUGCAAAGAGCUGAUCAUUGACAUUCCACUGGAACUGGAGGCUUCUCGUUGUCCUGAUAAGUACUGUAUCUACAGGGUUCCCAAGAGACUUCGCGAGGUCAAUAAUAAGGCCUACACCCCUCGGCUGGUUUCUAUCGGCCCUUUUCAUCACCGCCGUGAAGAGUUGAAGGACAUGGAUAUACAAAAAUUCCUAAUUUUCAAGAAUUUCUGUAAUCGUACUGGGAAGAGCAUCGAGGAUCUUAAAUGCAUCAUCAGGCCCAAAGAAAUGGAAAUCCGCAGCUGCUAUUCAGAGACCUUUCUACUCAGCAGUGAAGGGUUUCUAAACAUGAUUCUACUGGAUGCUAUCUUUAUACUUGAGCUCUUCUGCAGGAAAUCUGAAAAAGAAUAUUCUGGAAGCUCAAAGCCUCGUGAAGAAUAUUCUGAAAACUCAAAGGCUCAAGAAAAAGAUUCUGGAAACUCAAAGGCUCAUUAUCAAAUAGAUUAUAUAUUAAGCCGGCCGUGCAUGGAACGCGGCAUACGGCAUGACCUGCUUCUACUUGAGAAUCAGCUCCCUUUCUUUGUUCUUAAGGAGUUAUACCAACAAUAUGUGAAACCCAAUACAGAAGAAAAGACUCUUCUUGAGCUCUCUUGUGGGUUUUUUGGUGAUCUCUAUCAUGGUUGGAAGCAAGAGUCCAAGAAGUGUUUUAAUGGUUUGGUGAACCGACGCUCACCAAAUUUCAUUGAAGUAAAGCACUUCACAGAUUUGGUGAGAUAUUUUUUCCUUCCACUAGGCCCAAACCAGAGCUCACCGGAUUCCAGUGCAGAAAACCAAAAAGAAGGGCCCAAAGGAAACCAAAAACACCUACAUUUUACAGCAACAAAGCUUGACGAGGCAGGUUUGAAAUUCACUACGCCAGAUUCAGCAACAUCUUUACUUGAUAUAAAAUUCCGGCCGAAUGGAUGCUUAGAAAGCUUCCCGAUCUUCAAUCUCUCAUGGUUCUUGUCUUGCCUACCAUGCCUGAAAAGCACUUGCUUGGUCCAUAUGCAACGUUUCUUGGAAGUCCCACCCCUUCUGUUGGACGACAAAACCGACGGUCUUUUCCGAAACCUGAUGGCCUUGGAGCAGUGCCAUUAUCCAGAUAAAACUGACAUUUGCGAUUACAUUGUGCUGAUGGAUGAUCUUAUCACAACUAAAGCAGAUGUAAGGUUGCUUGUUGACAAGAAGAUCAUUGUUAACGAGUUAGGUUCCAGCGCUGCAGUGACGAAACUGGUUAACAACCUCGCCCUGGAGAUUGAAGAAAGUGGAUCCCUUUACGUCAAGCUCUGUGGACAGCUUAAUAGGUACUGCGAGAGCAAUUGGAAUCGUCUGGUGGGAACCUUGACUAGCGUGUAUUUCCCAGACUUCUUUAAAGGCACUGCUUCUGUUGUUGGGAUUAUUGUCCUGGGUCUCACUUUGUGGAAUUUCAACAGGCUCCUUAGAUUGAGUGCUAGGAAGUACUAGAUUUGAAGCAUCUCAUGUGGGUAGUGUUUGUUGGAGUGCUAUAUAAAAUGCUAGCUAGCUAGCUAUUAGAUGCG
Juglans regia (Persian walnut) is the source of this 1787-nucleotide messenger RNA. Its product is annotated as UPF0481 protein At3g47200-like. Bases 100 to 1713 code for a protein of 537 amino acids. The record is from RefSeq and is a predicted model, not a curated record. Lineage: Eukaryota; Viridiplantae; Streptophyta; Magnoliopsida; Fagales; Juglandaceae. The transcript has 2 exons.